AUGUCCCGCAGCCGAAUGAAGAGAAUGCAAGUGAUCGUCAUCAUCGCCAUGACAACGGUGUUCAUCGCCUGCGCAUCCCUGCUGAUAUUCCUCGCGUGGUUCGUAUCUCAACCGACCAUAAAGUUCUGCAACACGCCCGAUUGUAUAAGGCACGCCCUCGAGCUCAAGAAGGCAAUGAACACCCGCGUGAAACCAUGCCAAGACUUCUACAAGUUCACGUGCGGCUCCUGGAAGCCGCGGGGCAAAGGGAGGUCCAUGGUAGCGCAGGUCUUCGAGCAGUCAACCACAGAUGCCAUCAAGGAGAUGGAGGAGGGUUCCAGAGAGAAGGCCGUGGUGCCCAAGGCACCGGACUACUACAGGAACUGCAUACAUCGACGCGACCUGACGCCGGCUGAGGCCGGAGUGUUCAUCGACUUCAAGCAUCAGCUCGGCUUAUUCUGGCCGGAGAAGCCGCAAGUGGCCAUAGACGCUCUGCUGCCGUUGCUGAAUAUGACCAUCACGUGGAAUAUCAACCUCCUUUUCCAUCUCAGGGCACUUCCCGCCUACAAACGGAGGCCGCAGACACUGUAUAUCAGGCGAGGUAUAUUAAACACCAACUGGCUGGACCCCAAAUGGACACCGCUAACGUUCGCUGAAUCCGUCAGAAUACACUGCGGCGUACUUGGAGUCGAGGCGCCGUCCUCCUCGAGCAUCCAGGAACUCAAGAACACAGUGGAUGACAUUGUAAACGCCGCCCUCAAAGUGCCGCCGGACGCCACCAGCGACACGCAGUUCAAGCUCAAGCAGAUCGAGUAUUUGAUGCCCAAUCGGUCGGACGACUGGCUGAAGCACCUGAACAUCCUGCACAGUCCCCAGUUCACGUGGACACUCGACAGCCCCGUGGCGCUGGAAGACGACGCGAUACUGCAGAACCUCAACGCGCUUCAGAAAAAGUACAGGGACAACAAGCAGACGCUCCUGGAAGGCUUCGCGUUCGUAUUUGUCCGGACGACUCUGUGGCUAUUCGCGGGGAAACCUGAAAUGCGCUACGGGACCGACCCCGAGGUCAACCGCUACCUUUGGAAGCGGGUUUGCCUCUCGUAUACAACCGCAAACUUCGGUCUUCUCGUCGCGGCCAAGCACAUUUACUCGCGCUAUACUCCAGCUGUGCGCGCCAAUCUCCAACGCUUCCAUCACAGCAUCCAGGAAGCGCUCAAGCAGCUGAUACAAGACGCCACGUGGAUCGACGAAACCGUCAAGAAUAAGGUGACCAUCAAAAUAAACGAGCUGACGCUUAACGCGAUGCCAGAGGAGAACUUUUUCAACGACGCCAAUCUGGCUCGGCUGUACCGGGACUUCCCGACUAUUGGCCUGUCGUUUAUAAGCAACUACAUCGCCGUAGCCACCGCCUACCGCCUCCUCAUCGGCCACGACAGCUUCAUCAGCGUCUACUCCAAACGACUCGGCGGCGGCGCGCCCAGCCGAUAUAAUUACUACUACAACAUCGCUUAUAUGUCAUUGGGCGCCAUGGAGCCCCCUAUUCUCUACCUAAACGGUACUAUGGCCAUGAUGUACGGUAGCUUCGGCGCCCUUAUCGCCGAAUGCUUGGUCCGCUCUUUCGAUAAGCGAGGCGUCCUCGUCAACGACUUGGGGAAGAGCGAGCUUUGGUGGGACUCGCCGGCUUACACGCAGCGUAUCAGAUGCGAUUUGUUAUCAGACUCGGAGACCGGUGGUUCCGACGACGGCGUCCCCGGUACACCGCCACCCGGCAGCCGCGACCCUCGAGAAGUGCGCUUCUCGGCCCUGUUCCCGAUAGCACCAGCGUUGACUACGUCGUUCAUCGCGCACCGCAAGGCUAUCGCCACGGACGGUUACGUCCAACGGCGUUUACACGGUCUCGACGACUUCGACGACGACCAGAUCUUCUUCCUCAGCUACUGCCUGACGACUUGCGCCGUCAACAGCACCGGGGAGGCGUGCAAUGUGCCCCUGCGACAAAUGGACAGAUUCGCCAGCGCCUUCCAGUGCGAAGUUGACACACCGAUGAACCCGCAAAAAAAGUGCACGUUUUUCUAG
Rhipicephalus microplus (southern cattle tick) is the source of this 2055-nucleotide messenger RNA. RefSeq names its product neprilysin-11. The record is from RefSeq and is a predicted model, not a curated record. Gene Ontology annotation, cellular component: plasma membrane. Gene Ontology annotation, biological process: protein processing. NCBI's taxonomy places the organism in Eukaryota, Metazoa, Arthropoda, Arachnida, Ixodida, Ixodidae. Gene Ontology annotation, molecular function: metalloendopeptidase activity.